Penicillium malachiteum is the source of this 324-nucleotide messenger RNA. RefSeq lists its product as uncharacterized. The record is from RefSeq and is a predicted model, not a curated record. Bases 1 to 324 code for a protein of 107 amino acids. NCBI's taxonomy places the organism in Eukaryota, Fungi, Ascomycota, Eurotiomycetes, Eurotiales, Aspergillaceae. The transcript has a single exon.
AUGUCCCUCCCAAACUCCAUGUUCGAAAAGAACUCCAACCCCAGUUCAGCCUCCUCAUCACGCAUCAAAAACCCCGAUCGGCCAUUACCGGACCCUGCCUUAAAAUGGGGUAUCACUCCCACCAAGCCACUCGACCCGAAUGAAAAACCAGGGCCUGACCACCCUGUUCACCAAAUUCCAACGGAAGAGCAACAGAGAAUGCGAGAGAAGGGUAUUAACCCGGUUCUGAAGGCUGAAAUGGAUCAAGUCUGUAAGGGUGAGGGAGGUUUUUGGCAAAAGGUUCGGCAAACCUCUAUGGGAGGUGGUUCAAGUUGGUUACGGUAA